AUGGCGCCCGGUGACAAGGCUAAGGCAAAGUUCUUUGCUAUUAUUGAAGACCCGAAGAGAUAUGAUACCACAUGCUACAAGAAUAGACCCAUGGCGACGAGGACCCCGUCCGGGGGAUCCGAGCUGACCAAUGUUGUCAGCCGCCGCGAGAGCUCGAGCAGUACCGGUUCGAACCACCAACAAAGCCGCAUCAGGGGCAUGUUGAAAGAGUGGAUGAAUCGGCCGGCGUACUAA
This is a messenger RNA of Colletotrichum chrysophilum, 234 nucleotides long. RefSeq lists its product as uncharacterized. Lineage: Eukaryota; Fungi; Ascomycota; Sordariomycetes; Glomerellales; Glomerellaceae. The coding region runs from base 1 to 234 and encodes 77 amino acids. The record is from RefSeq and is a predicted model, not a curated record. The transcript has 2 exons.